UCCACGAUCCUACUUGUCUUUACGUUUACAUCGUGUAUUGGAUCACAGUGAAUGGAUCAACCUAAUAAAUAAAGAAAGGUUAUGUUACGGUUUGUCUUGUUUGUUGUUUUUUGAGGAAUAGUGUAGUUUCAAUUAUAUUAUUUUGAUAUUUUUUCCAACUGCAAAUGGGUUUAAAAAAAUAUGUUUGUCUCUAAUAUUAUUUAUUCUGUACCUACAAGUGUUACCAACCCCUGGUUCAUCCUCAAUCUCAAUCUUAUACAGCAGACGGUCUCGACUAGACACCUCGACAGUAACCAUCCAACAUUCAGUGGUUCGAGUUCAAAGAUGUCACUAUGACUGACCUAGAAAAAGAAGUGAUAGGGGAGCUAAUUGAAGAGCUGAAAGUUCACAGAUGUUUGUGGGACAGCAAAUGUGAGGCCUAUGCUAAUAGGGAUUCGCGGAGGGUAGCUUUGGGUGUGCUUUUAAACAUAUUUAAAAAGAUUCAGCCUGACGCUACCAUUGACGCAAUGAAAAAGAAGAUAGAAAAUCUGAAGUGCAGCUUUAGACGGGAGUUGAGAAAGGUAAAAGCCAGUGAAACAACUGGAGCUAGUAGCUGCCAAGUAUAUACUCCAAAGCUAUGGUUCUAUGAUCUCCUUUUAUUUUUGGAAGAGAAGGAGAUGACCAGAGAAGGAGUAGAUACUCUAGAAGAAGACUCGCAAAUGGAUGUUGUGGAAGCAGUUGGCGGCGGCUGUUGUCAAGGAAGUUGUGAAGUGGAGGUGCAGGAAUGGAGCGACCAACAGCAGCACGCAGCUCCUUCUUCCACUGCAAGUCCACCUGGGACUCCCAUUCCACGAAAAAGAAAAAUUAGUACAUUGGACAAAAAAAAGGAAGCCAUGUUUGACUCUGUGCAAAAUUUACUAUCUUUGAGCAAGUCUGAGUGGGUGUUGAUAGGUAAAUCGCUUGGUUUGCAACUCAGCCAACUGAAUAAUGACCAGCAAACCAUUGCUCAAAAAUUAAUAUCAGAUAUUAUUUUCUAUGGAAAGCGCCAGAGACUGACUGACAUGUCAUUUAUUAAUCUAGCCUCAACUUCUUCAACCUGAGGAGGCGCGGCUUGGUGAUAAAAAUUGUUGAUCUUAUGGAGAUUUCCUUAUCACACCGUUCCACGCCAUGCCCGAUUUAGUGUGAGUAAGUUCUUCCAUUCAAACCAAUAAGCAAGAAGCACCUGGAUGCAAAAUUCCGCAUCGCGCCUCCUCAGGUGUGUAUCCAGCUAAAGUUUGUCAUGAGAUGCAUUAACUAUUUGACGGUACGAAGUUCGCCGAGCCAGCUAGUGAUGAAUAAUUCACAGAGAGUUGUUAUUGACUAUACUUCUUAAUUUAUAAAAACAAUAAUAUAAAUCUUGUUUCGAAACUAGUACUAUAGAAAACAUGCAAGACCGCACUUCACAACCGCACUAGUUUCGAAACUAGUACUAUAAAAACUAGUCGUUGAAAUAUUUUAGUUUUUAAUAAUAAAGAGUUAACCUACUACAAUAUUUUUAUAUUGUUUUUAUCAAUUUGUAAAAAAAUAGCCUAUGAAGUGUAAAGUGUAAAGUGUUUUUCUUAAUUUAUAUUUCUGAUUUUUAGGAUAUUAAAUUCUUUGUAUAUUUCUUCUUAGAUUCUUUGAUACUACAUUAAACGCUUAAAAAUA
This is a messenger RNA of Nilaparvata lugens (brown planthopper), 1665 nucleotides long. RefSeq lists its product as uncharacterized. The transcript has 4 exons. Bases 333 to 1079 code for a protein of 248 amino acids. The record is from RefSeq and is a predicted model, not a curated record. NCBI's taxonomy places the organism in Eukaryota, Metazoa, Arthropoda, Insecta, Hemiptera, Delphacidae.